AGCAAUUUUAGAGAUUUAUUCAUAACCUUACAAGAUUUAGUCAAAACUCCACAAGUGACGGUUUUUGCGUAAAAAAAGAAAAGCGGUAACGCAAAACAUGGAUUCAAAAAAAAGCCAAAAACAAAGUAAACAAAAAUAGUUAGUUAUUAACCUUUUGUGAGAAGAGAACCAAAAACAACAAGAAAUAUCUCAUUUCUCACAAUCACGGAGAAAGAAACUUCACAAGAAAUGGCACAAGCAACACGCGAAGAAAAGCUUCAUGAGAAUCAAGAAAAAGAUGUUCAAGAAACGAGCAAUUCGAGCUUCAAAUUCAACGUUCAAGCGCCUGAAUUUGUGCCGCGAUCGCAUGCUCAAAUGCCGGUUUCCGGUUAUUACUAUCCUUGCUUUCAGAUUAUCGGCGGUUCCGGUGAUUCGGAUUGGUUUUACGUUGGUGAUCAAGAUGCUUCGUGUUUGAUCCCUAAUGCGAGUGUUCCUCCGCCUAGUUCUCCCAAGAAUGUCCUCAAUCCUGAUCUUCAGCAAAAGAUUGUUAAACAGGUGGAGUAUCAGUUCAGUGACAUGAGCUUACUAGCAAAUGAAUCUUUCCAGAAACAGAUGAAUAAGGAUCCUGAAGGCUAUGUUCCAAUUACUGUGAUUGCUUCCACCAAAAAGAUCAAGUCACUUGUUAGCAACAUUCCACUUCUUACACAGGCUAUCCGCCAGUCUUCAAAACUUGUUUUGAGUGCUGAUAGCAAGAAGGUUAAACGCAAACAUCCUUUCACUGAAAAGGAGAAAGAGGAAUUACAGUCUCGUAUUGUUGUGGCAGAGAAUUUACCCGACGACCAUUCCCAUCAAAAUCUUCAGAAAAUAUUUUCCGUAGUUGGAAGUGUGAAAACGAUUAGAAUAUGCCAUCCCCAAGAACCGAAUUCUUCUCGCCCGAAAGGUGAUUUCCUCAUCAGUAACAAGCUACAUGCACUUGUGGAGUAUGACACAUCAGAUUUAGCUGACAAAGCUGCUGAAAAGUUAAACGAUGAAAGGAAUUGGAGGAAAGGGAUGCGAGUAAGGUUGCUUCUUAGAUGCUCGCCAAAGUCUGUUUUGAAGAACAGAAAGUCAGAAUUUGAUGGCUAUCUAGAUGAGGAUGAGAAUCUAAAUUCUGAAACUGCUGAAGAUUCUUCUCAUCCAAACAACACUGAAGUAUCCGCUGAGAAUAAUGGUGAUGAAACUUCAGUAGGAUCAAAGAAAGGAUGGGCUAGAGGGCGUGGAAAGGGAAGAGGACGCACUCAAAACCAUACCGGACGUGGCCUACUUGGCCCACCAUCUCCAUCAAGCAGCCUUGUCCCGAGUGAAAUAUCGACUAAACCCAGCGCCAAAGGCCCUAGAAUGCCAGAUGGUACAAGAGGUUUUGCUGUCGGACGAGGCAAGCCAAUUAGUUGUCCCACUUCACCUCGGGAGUAAUGGUAUUGAACUUGCCAAAAUUUUCCAUAUGCUCUCUUUAGUAAAAUUUAGGAGUUUUUUGUUUUGUUUUUCUUAUGACCAGGGUAUUCUAAAGCAGCAAAUUGAUUUUUUUAGAUGUUACCAACUUAGUAAUAAUUCAAGGUGUAUAGUGUUGUAUGUUAUGGUUGAUCCUGAUAACAACUACAAAUAUCCUGUAUCAUGCUACCUUAGCAUGAAACUUAAUUAGAGGUAUUCCAAUUUUUUUUGUCAGAAACAUGUACUUACUAGUACUAUUCUUUGUACACUAAAAUGUUGAAUUUAAAUAAGAGACUUAGAAGUUAAAGCUCUC
This is a messenger RNA of Vicia villosa (hairy vetch), 1759 nucleotides long. RefSeq names its product la-related protein 6C. The transcript is spliced from 10 exons. The coding region runs from base 229 to 1431 and encodes 400 amino acids. Gene Ontology annotation, biological process: RNA processing. Lineage: Eukaryota; Viridiplantae; Streptophyta; Magnoliopsida; Fabales; Fabaceae. The record is from RefSeq and is a predicted model, not a curated record. Gene Ontology annotation, molecular function: mRNA binding. Gene Ontology annotation, cellular component: nucleus.